AUGAAAGGAGGUGGUUUCAAAGUGAGGCCUACAACUCGAUGCAGCACUGCAACAAGAAGGCCAACCCAAGAGUUAGCCAUUUUGGAUUUGUAUUAAUAAACAACUAUCAAUCCCAUUCCUUAACUUAUUUUAACACCAACCUAAAGAACUCUACGAUCUCGACCCAAAACUGGCAUGAAAUUUACAAAUUAAUAUUGUACAGUUGCUACUUCAGAAAAUAAGUCAGAUCAUCAGAGACUUAAGACUAAUCAGGGUUCUUAAAGGAUGACCUAAUAAUCAACGAAAAAUUAAUUAGAAACCUUCACCGAUGGUUUAAUAAAAAAAACGAGUAUCGCCCAUUUAGAGACUGAUAUUCCUUAAUAAUGUGAAUAGAAAUUUAAAACCUAACCUCUGGGCGAUUUAAAGUACUAAUUUUCAUGAUGUAAUAUAAAUAGGGUUAUGCGCUCUAACUCCCAACAACAAGUAAAUACGACUUCUGUGAUUCAAUAACAAGUUUCUAAUUUAGAUCGAUACUUAAUUUUAAGUACUCUUGGACAAGGUUCCUAUGCAACUGUUAAAUUGGCUAGAGAUAAAUUUACAGAAAAGUAUACUCCCUUACAAAUUAUAGGCUAAUCGCAAUUAAGAUAUACUCCAAAGCUAAAUUAUGUAAUCAGCAAAGGAGACAGCAACUGAAGAGAGAAAUCCAUAUUCUCAAAUUAUUGAAUCACCCAAAUAUCAUAAAAUAUGUCAAUACCAUCGAAACAUAAAUGGAUAUUAAUUUAAUUGUUGAGUAUGGUGGAUCUAAGAGUUUGCGAUCAUAUUUGAAAGUAUACUUUACUAUUUCUAAUAUUAGUAAUUUCCAAAUAGAAGACUUGAUGAAAGUGAUGCUAAACUACUAUUUAGAUAAAUUGUAAAAGCAGUGGAUUAUUGUCAUUCUUUGAACAUAGUGCACAGGGAUAUUAAACUUGAAAACAUACUCUUAAAAGAUAAUAAUGAAAUUAAAUUGAUAGAUUUUGGAUUUUCAGUAUUAGUUAAUAGAGAUAGCAAGUUAGGAGUAUUUUGUGGGACUCCAAGGUAAUAAUAACUCAUUUAAAAUAGUUACAUGGCUCCAGAAUUAGUCAAUAAAUAGGAUUACUUUGGUAAACCUGUUGAUGUCUGGGCCUUGGGAGUUUUACUGUAUGUUUUAUUAACAGGUCACUUCCCAUUUAAAGGAUCUAAUGAUGCUGACCUAUAUGGAUAUAUUAAAAAGGGAGUCUAUCCAAAGGCUAAUGUGUCUACUUAGUGUCAGAAAUUAAUUUCACAAAUGUUAACCAUCAGGGCAAGCGAAAGAAUAACAACUUUAAGAGUAAUAACAAAAUAACAUUCUAGAUCUUGUAAGACAGAUGGUUCAAUUCUUGA
Molecule: messenger RNA, 1377 nt
Organism: Paramecium octaurelia
Lineage: Eukaryota; Ciliophora; Oligohymenophorea; Peniculida; Parameciidae
Source: the annotation of a GenBank genome assembly